AUGGCCACGCAGCCGAACCACCUUCUCUCUCCUAUUCGUCCAAUCCUCUGCUCUUCGAAGGCCAAGAGACAACGAAAACGAUGGCGAAUCCAAGAGAACAAAAGCACGCUUUCUUUCCCAAAACCCAGACCCACCCCACUUCUCAUCAAUCACGAACCUUACACCCAAACGAAAUCUCAAGCACUAGAAGAAGUUUUGAGGGACCUUGAAUCAUCUGUAGAGAAAGGCAUAAAGAUCGAUGUUGAAAUCUACGCUUCUUUGCUUGAAACUUGCUAUCAUUUGCAAGCCAUUGAUCAUGGAAUACGGGUUCACCGCCUCAUUCCCAGUUGGCUUUUGCGUAGAAACGUCGGUAUCUCAUCGAAGCUGCUUAGGCUGUAUGCUUCAUAUGGGUAUAUGGAGGAAGCACACGAUGUGUUUGAUCAAAUGUCUAAGAGAAAUGAAUCUGCAUUUCCUUGGAACUCACUUAUCUCGGGAUAUGCUGAAGUGGGUCUUUACGAUGAUGCCAUGGCACUCUAUUUUCAGAUGGUAGAAGAGGAUGUUCAACCUGACUUGUUCACAUUUCCUCGAGUUCUUAAAGCUUGUGGGGGAAUUGGGUCUAUUCAAGUGGGUGAGGAAGUGCAUAGGCAUGUGGUUCGUUUUGGACUUUUAAAUGAUAGGUUUGUGCUAAAUGCAUUAGUUGAUAUGUAUGCUAAGUGUGGUGACAUCGUGAAGGCUAGAAAGAUUUUUGAAAAGAUGCCUCAUAGAGAUUCUGUAUCAUGGAACUCAAUGCUCACAGCUUAUAUACAUCACGGCUUAGAGGUUGAGGCCAUCAACACAUUCAAGCAGAUACUUUUAGAAGGAUAUGGGCCUGAUUCAGUAGCUAUAUCAACAAUUCUUACUGGUGUGCUAUCACUGGAUGUUGGGGUUCAAGUUCAUGGAUGGGUGAUUCGGCAAGGAAUCGAAUGGAACUUGUCAGUUGCUAAUUCAUUGAUCAUAAUGUACUCAAAUCAUGGCAAGUUGAAUCGAGCUCGUUGGAUAUUUGAUCAAAUGCCUGAAAGGGACGUUGUUUCAUGGAAUUCUAUAAUAUCAGCUCAUUGCAAACACAAAGAAGCUCUUGAAUAUUUUUUGCAUAUGGAGGAAACUGGUGCAAGACCUGAUAAAAUAACAUUUGUUUCAGUAUUGUCUGCUUGUUCCCAUUUAAGUUUAGUGAAGGAAGGAGAGAGGCUAUUUUCUUCGAUGAGUGAAAAAUAUAGAAUAAAACCAAUAAUGGAACAUUAUAGUUGUAUGGUUAACCUCUAUGGAAGAGCAGGGCUAAUUGAAGAGGCUUAUAGCUUCAUAGUUGACAGAAUAGAGUUGGAGGCUGGUCCAACCGUUUGGGGAGCUUUGUUGUAUGCCUGUUCUGUUCAUGGAAAUGUAACUAUUGGAGAGAUUGCUGCUAACAGGCUCUUUGAUUUGGAGCCAGAUAAUGAGCAUAAUUUUGAGCUUCUUAUGAAGAUCUAUGAAAAUGCAGGUAGAUCAGAGGACUUGGAGAGAAUAAGAACGAUGAUGAUUGACAGAGGAUUGGAUCAUUAAACUGUUUACAUUACCAGAGAUCACAAGUCUACGAAUCGUACUUGAGAUUUUGUUUUGGAGAGAAGUUGGGUACAAUACAAUUUUUAGUGUUUAUUCUCAGUUUCUUCAAUAGGAUUAUGAAUAAGUUGUUUAAAAUGUUCACGUGUUAUUAUGUUUUACUUUCAAGCCUUAUCCCUGGAGAGUUUCAUCAAAGUGCUGUUCUUUUGUAUUUUCUGACGAUUCGAUGUUGACAUUGUAGAUAGAAAUUAUCAUGUCCUCUACUUUGUGAUUUUGCAGAACCAGAUGUAUCUUCACAUGUAACUGCUAUGUUUUGCAUUCUGGCAUUUGUUAUAAACUUAUAAUGACAAAAGAAAGUUGUCAU
Prosopis cineraria is the source of this 1912-nucleotide messenger RNA. RefSeq names its product pentatricopeptide repeat-containing protein At4g25270, chloroplastic. Gene Ontology annotation, biological process: RNA modification. Gene Ontology annotation, molecular function: protein binding; RNA binding. The record is from RefSeq and is a predicted model, not a curated record. Lineage: Eukaryota; Viridiplantae; Streptophyta; Magnoliopsida; Fabales; Fabaceae. The transcript has a single exon. Bases 1 to 1551 code for a protein of 516 amino acids.